Molecule: messenger RNA, 4481 nt
Organism: Ailuropoda melanoleuca (giant panda)
Lineage: Eukaryota; Metazoa; Chordata; Mammalia; Carnivora; Ursidae
Gene: GNG7
Product: G protein subunit gamma 7
Exons: 4
Coding region: 1286-1492 (68 amino acids)
Biological process (GO): G protein-coupled receptor signaling pathway
Cellular component (GO): heterotrimeric G-protein complex
Molecular function (GO): G-protein beta-subunit binding
Source: RefSeq, a predicted model, not a curated record
GGAGCUGACGUGUGGUUCCUGAACCUCGGCGCUGGAGACAGCUCGGCCUCGUGCACAGAAAAAGGAACAAGCAAACCACAGUGCUUGGUGCGCACAUGACACAUGGGCGUCGUGUCGCCGUGGAAAGAGCUCCGGGCUCGCGGCCAGGAAACCCGCGUAUGGACCCCAGGCCCGCCUCUCCCCGGCUCUGUCCCGGGUCAGCGGAUUCCUUUCAUCUCUGCCACGGGAAUUACAUCCCCCAGCUUCCCGAGACUUGCAGAGAUGCAGCGAGGCCUAGAUCUAAGCCCCCACAAACCCGGCGCUGGAGCAGGUCCCUGGCAGAGGCGGGGGCACUGGACCCGGAGCGGGGCGCGCCGUGUGUGUGUGUGUGUGUGUGUGUGUGUGUGUGUGUGUGUGAGAACCGCGUCCAGCCGGCUCGGCUGCUGCCUGUGCUGGCGUUGGUCGUUCUCGGUGUCCCCCCUCCGCCACCACCCUGAGCCCCUUCCAGCUCCAGACGGCGGGUGGUGACGUCGCCUUCGUGCCCCCUCCAUCGAUGUGCGUCUCCCCUCUGCUGUUCCAGAUCAGUCGGGCGGAUGGGCCACCAGCGCAGUCCAUCUCUUCAGAGAACCAGCUUUGGAUCUCGGGGACGCUUGCACGGUGUUUCUAGUUUCUGUUUCGUUUAUCUCCACUCUGUGUUUGUCACUUCCUUCCUCCUGCCAGCUCCGGUUUCUCUUGUGUUUCCUGUUCUCGUUCCUCCAAGUGUGAAGUCAGGUCAUGGACCUGAGAUCUUCCUCCUGUCUUCACAAAGUCCCCUGGUUUAGACGUCAGCCUCAUCCAGAAACAGCUACACGGAAACAUCCAGAAUAAUGCUUGACCACACACCUGGGCAUCCCGUGGCCCAGCCAAGCAGACGUGGAAAGUUCACCAGCCCUUGGUCACCCAGGCUGCAUGACCUCUUGCCCAGCUGGAUAACCCCUCAUGGCCCCUGGAGCCAUCGCUGUGGCCCCUGGGAGGGGCAGGAUGGGGCUGGCGCUGGGGACUUGGUGAGGAGAGUCGAGGGGGCAGCUGGACGCUCGUGCCACGUGGUCACAGCAUCCAGAAGGUGCAGACAACCCAAGUGCCAUCAGCCGAUGAACGGAUGAACAAAAGAUGGCACGUCCCUCGGCUGUGAGCAGGAGCGAGGCGCCCACACACACUGCCACGGGGAUGGACCCCAAGCCCACGACGCUCACGGAGGGAACCAGACACAGACGGCCCCAUGGCGUCAGCUCUCUGGACGACAGGGGCCCAGAGCUGAUGGCAGACAAUGUCAGCCACUAACAACAUAGCCCAGGCCCGGAAGCUGGUGGAGCAGCUCCGCAUUGAAGCCGGCAUCGAGCGCAUCAAGGUGUCCAAAGCCUCGUCGGAACUCAUGAGCUACUGCGAGCAGCACGCCCGGAACGACCCCCUGCUGGUGGGAGUCCCCGCCUCCGAGAACCCCUUUAAGGACAAGAAGCCCUGUAUUAUUCUGUAGCCGCGUUUCCUGUGUCCCUCCCUCUGUCCCUCAGCUAGGGCAUCACUCACUGCGCAGUCAAGCAACACAUUUCAAGUCCCAAAACCUUCGGUUCCCAAGAAAGGCGAGCAGCCGCCACCAUGGAUGGGGUGAAAUGUGUCCUCCGGGUGUAGGCGGGCUUGCGAGCCCAACAGCACCGUCCUCUCCAGGCCCGGCCAGGAGACGCUGGGGGGCCGCGGCUGCUUCCCAUCAGGAACAGCAGAAAUGCCCAAGUGAGGCACUAGUGGGUUCCGGAAACUCUGCUGCCGUUGGGGUAGCCGUCCAGAGCCGGGCCGGGCCGGGCCAAGGGAGGGAGGCGGGGGACCUGGCCGGUGACCUGGCCGCUGCCCCGGGCGACCGGGCGGGUGGCGAUCCUCGCACAAUUGGCCGUUUGUGGAAACACUGGUGCCGGGCUGACGCUGCCGUGCGUUUAACCGUUUCUUCUCUCCUGAGCCGACUCAAAUUGGGGGGUGCGGGGGGGGCCGUGGACUGUUUCAGAAACAUGUCUCCUCUUCGCUUAAACCGUUCUUUCUCCACACCACGGAGUGCAGAGCUCGGUGGCUGAGCCCGGAGCCAUACAUUGUGCGGAAUGCGCCCGCGGAUGUUAGGGGGUGGGAGGGGGGCUCUGUCUGUGCAGCGCGCCCCGCGUGGCCACGUGUCACCCUGCUGCGUGGCAUCUGUGUGGCAUCUGUGUGGCACACAUCCCCCGACAGCCCCACCGCGGCCCCCUGCCCUUCCCUGGGACCCCACCCCUCACGGAGGCGGAUUUCCAGAGGCCUGCUCUGGUCCCGGGAACGGUCAGCUGGGGCCCAUCCUGUUUUGAGCACGAGCGGUGAUGUGGGCAGUUCGAGGCCGUGGUCAUACUUGGUUCUUCCAGGCGGUUGUGGUUUGUUUUGUUUUCCACUUUUGCGCAUCGCCGUGGCCAUUUUGCAAACAGGAGUGUGGCCUGGGGAGGCCCUGGCUGGCGGGUCCAGAGGCGUCGAGUUCCCGGAAGCAGCGGCAGCCCUCGGGGGUGAGCAGCUCGCACUUCCCUCCCGUGGCUUCUCUUUCAUCACGUGGGCCCUGUGACGACCUGGACAGUUAAAGGAGCAGGAGGCAGAGGGAGGGCCCCACACACACCCAUCCCCUACACCUGUCCCCCACCUGUCCCGCCCCUGCGCCCCCCACCAGGAGGGGCCUCGCCUUACAGACUGGGGGCCAGGGCCUCGUGCCAACCUCACAGCUCCUGCUCCCCCCAAGCCCCUGCAAGUGCCAAGGCCCAGAUCCCAGCAGCUCUAAGGUUUGGGGAUGGGGGGCAUGUGUCCCCGUGCGGACAGGUGAUGUCCCCGUGAGAGCUGGCUCCCCAAGGGUGCAGGCUGUAGGGUCUGGCCUUGCUGCCUGGCUCCCAGCUCUCUCCGGCCGGUCCGGGAGCACCAGGGGCUGUGGGGAGCCCAGCUUCUCCAAACCUGCCGUUGGGCCAGGAAGCCGCGAGGGCCCAAUGCCCUGGCCACCUUUCACUGCGCAGGGAGCCAGCCUCUCACUGUCCUCAGCACAGCAGCAAGACAGAACAAAAGCUUUCGCAGCAGGGACGCCAGGGCUUGGCAGGAUCCACCCGACUCGAGAUCGGGGGGCGCUUGGCAGAGCAAAGCCUGUCCAGGCCACUUCUAUGAAAGAGGCCUUAAUCCCUGGAGCCCGUCCUUCCCCUCGCGUCCCCACCUCCCCAGGCUGGUCCUCGGGCCGCGGGUCCCCAGCGAGGACAGGAGGCCCUGGUCUCGGUGCACCCCCUGCCGUGCCAGCUGUGUCUGUCACGCCCAGACCCGCCCUGUGUCCCCACCCCCGCGGCCCAGGAGCCCGGCUCAGAGUGGUGCAGUGGAACAGAGUCCGGCAGCCCCAGGGCCCGCUCUGGGCUCAGCCAGCAGGGCCCCCAGCCCUGAAGAGAACUCAAACUCAAGUCAGAGCCCCCGGGGCCGAGGGGUGUGGGUAAACUGGGCCCAGAGAGGCUGAGGAUGGGCGCGCUCCCAUCUCCGUCGCCACACCUGCCCAGCCGCCUCCCCCAGGGGCCACCGGCGGCCAUGACCCCAGGAGGCGACCGUCCGCAGAAGCCCCACUGCAGGGGUCUUUCUAGCUGAGAAAGAAAACGCUCCCUUUUUCCUUCUAGAGUAAGUCUCUGUGUCCGUAGUGUAGACCCCAAGCGCCCGUGCUUCCCCUGCGCGCGUCCCGCAUGAAAACAUUGUGUGCACGGCGUCUGCGGGAGCUGGCGGAGGUGGCAGCGCGGGCCUGGGCGGGGCAUGAAGGGCACAGCCCCCAACGCACAGCGAUGGGAGACACGGGGUCUGGUGUCUCCAGGGGGCUGGCAACUGGGGCGCCUCCCCUCCCCUCCCCCACUCCAGGAAGGAGCUCGAAUGUGCACCCCCCCACAGGGGACCCCCAGGCCAAGAAUUAAGUGACUGGGGGUGACCUCUGGCCUGGGGGAUGUGAACCGCGGGUGGUGGAAGGUGCUGCCCUUCCUCCUGUGGCUGCGGCCACCGUGGCCGCCGCUGGGCCUCCAGGCCGCUCCGUGUCCGCGGCCAUCUCUGCGUGGCCGGCCCACCGAGCUCUGCAGGCAGGACCAGCCAUCCGCCCGCCCCGAGGGCAGGGGGUAGGGGGUUAGUUUCCGGGCCAAGGUGAGGCCACCAAAGGUCGCUCUUGUCCUUCAAGAACACUUAACAAAAGCCAGCCUGCCACGGAGUCUCCCGAAAAGAAGCCAUCUGUCGGACACUCCGCCCUCUUCCUUCUCUGUCCGUGGAAACCAUUGCCAAACGUUGCAAAGACUGGUCCGGUUCGCAGAAGCCAUCCGUAGUUCUAGCAGCUUCUACCCCAUCUUGGUUCAGAUGUUCAGUGGCUUUUAUUUCUGAUUUAAAAAAAAAAAAAAAAUUUCAGGUGUGCCACACCCACUUUCUUGCAGUGUUUUAAUAUCGUGUGAAUUGUUAAUACAGAGUGACUAACCCCCGCA